Molecule: messenger RNA, 1324 nt
Organism: Carica papaya (papaya)
Lineage: Eukaryota; Viridiplantae; Streptophyta; Magnoliopsida; Brassicales; Caricaceae
Source: RefSeq, a predicted model, not a curated record
UGGCCGUCUCGUACUUGUCUUUUUCAGUAACACUCAUCACCGCCAUUAACGAUUCCCGAUUCCAACUCUCCAAUCGGCCAAAACAAAAUGCCCAAAAUCUCCUUUUCUCUUUCUUGAAGAAAACUAAGUCCAAGUCACUUUUACAUAAAACUUAAAAAUGGCGUCUGUUUGCUUUUCAGUUUGGUUGUAUUUAUCGCCAUUUUAGCUGUUUAAUUGGAAAUCCUUCGUUUUGUUUUACUGCGUCUUCCAGCUGUUUGCAAAAAUGCCCACAAAACGAACCUUCACUCCGAUUCUAUUCGCUGCUGUUUCGGCGCCCGCACCCUUUCCAUCCAAGUCACCACCUUAUCCUGUGUCAAUCUCAUUUAACAGUGUCUUAUUAUAAUAUUUAAUUUUAUUUUCUCUGAAUUGAUAAUCAUAUAAAUAUAAUAUAUAUUUCUGAAAUGGACUAAUCUUUUCCCUUUCGAGGACUGGGACAAACAACCAAAAGGAAACCCAUCUUCCAAAUCUGGAAACACUUCCUCCCUCCGUACCUUCCUCUCUCUUCUGGGCUCUGCAAAAUUAGUUUCUCUGUUGUAAUGGAAGCCUCCGCUAAUGAACGCCUUCAUUUUGGGAAGAUGGGUUAUGGAUGCAAGCAUUAUAGGAGGAGAUGCAGGAUAAGAGCUCCUUGUUGCAACGAGGUCUUCUCUUGUCGCCAUUGUCAUAACGAGGCCACGAGCAUGUUGAGAAACUUCAGUGAUCGCCAUGAGAUUGUUCGACAAGAUGUUAGCCAAGUUAUAUGUUCAGUUUGUGAUACAGAGCAGCCGGUUGCUCAAGUUUGUACAAACUGCGGUGUUAGCAUGGGGGAAUAUUUCUGUGAGAUUUGCAGAUUCUAUGACGAUGAUACCAAGAAAGGGCAGUUUCAUUGUGAUGAUUGUGGGAUUUGCAGAAUUGGUGGCCGCGAGAACUUCUUUCACUGCAAGAAGUGCGGGUCAUGCUAUUCGAUUGGCCUGCGCAAUAAUCAUUUGUGUGUUGAGAACUCUAUGCGUCACCACUGUCCCAUAUGUUUUGAGUACCUCUUUGAUUCGCUGAAAGACACUGCGGUAAUGAAAUGUGGGCACACGAUGCAUUCAGAGUGUUACCAUGAAAUGAUAAAGCGUGACAAAUAUUGUUGUCCAAUAUGCUCCAAGUCAGUGAUUGACAUGUCCAAAACAUGGCAGCGAAUAGAUGAGAGGUGAGCUUCUUUUGUAUUAGCUUUUCAAAUUGAGUAUGGUUGCAGGGGAACUUUGUAUUUCUGCAUUUAAGAUCUGAUGAUAUGUUGGUCAAGCUAGCUUGUGACAGAUUCAUC